Messenger RNA from Brassicogethes aeneus, 3558 nucleotides. The record is from the annotation of a GenBank genome assembly. NCBI's taxonomy places the organism in Eukaryota, Metazoa, Arthropoda, Insecta, Coleoptera, Nitidulidae.
GGUAAUUUAUUUUUGUCGCGAAUACCCGUACGGCACUGUUUUGGUGGAAUACGAGUUUAUCCCGGUGUGAGCAUGGCGGCAAGCGUGGACGUAUUCUAGUUUUGUGAUUUUUUUCCAAUUAUCUCGAACGUAGUUUUUCUUGAUGCAAUUCGAAAUCGAAAAAUAGUGACUCGGUCGAAAUAGUGAUAAUAGUGAAAAUGUAAAUAUGUGAGUUUACGGGCUGAAAAACAUUGAAUAAAUAAAGUGCCCGGGCUUUCAGAAUUCGUAAAUUAUGGCGUCGAACGACGAAAAUUCGUCGGAUGAGGAAAACAGGGGUUACUUUCGAAAAAGUAACGUUUUCGAGCCUAUAAACGAGUGCGAAAUGUGUUUUACGACCUGGGCAAAGUGUGCCUGCAAGGUGUCCAACAAUUUCCCCGUCUCCAAUGGCUCAAAGAGUACUUUAUCCAAUGGGCAAAGACUUGCGAGCUUCAAUCACAAAGACGACAGUAGCGAAAAGAGUCGGAUUUCGGGGGACGAUUCCUAUUUGCUUGGUGUCGGGUCCAAUGAUUUAACUUUCGAAAACACGCGAUUCAGUGAUACAAUAAAUUCUCCCUUGAGUAAGGCCAACAAUCAUAUCAUGGACAUAAUCCCAGAAGACGAUGACAGUGUUGGUUUCGAAAGGGAAAAGUCCUAUUUAAGCUCCAGCGAUGAUUUAACAGAGAGCCUGGACAUGGGCCGGAAUUGUAAGGAUAGUGUUUUUAGUGAGUUUAAUAAUAAAUAUCCUGUAUUGUUAGGUGAUAAUGAUAAUGAUAACAAAGGGAACUGCAUAGUAUUCAAAAAGGAAGUCGUGUCUCCCAGUAUCGAUUCGGAGAGUUCUUCGAAACACUCAUUUCCUGAAACUAAAUCAGGUGACGAUGAAAAAGCCUGUGAUCAAUCAUGCAAUAUUAGUGAUGUAGAUGUAGACUCUAAAGAUAAUAUAAAGCCUGAGACAUCUCUAAACUGUGGCCUUUUAAACGAGAAUGUGAAUAACAAUAAUAUUAAAAACGCAAAGCAGGAACUCUGUUCAAAACUUAUAGAAAAUCUGGAUUAUACCUUAUUGAAAGGAAAACAAGGCAUUGAUUUACUUACUGCCAUCGAAGAGCAAACAAAUGUCAAUUUGACAGUUACUCACCACCCCUCUGAGUCUGUCAGCAGUCAGGAAACAAUGUGUUCACCAAGAAAAAACCGAACAAGAUCGGUGGACGUCAUAUCAAACCCCAUCAUCGGCAUUAAAAGAGCGCAUUCCGCCGACGUGGACGAGUCCAACAUCAAACUAAGAAAAAUCGACUUCAAACAGUACAAAAAAGUCAAUCUCGAGGUCAAACCGGAAAAGAAGAAGGACGAGAAAAGUCGGCAUUAUAAAAAAAGUGAGAAAAAAUCGCGAAGGAAGUCCAUAAGUACACAAACCAAAAUUUACGAUCAAGUAAACAGUUUUAAUGAUCAUAGUGGGGACAUUCCACCGAGAAUUUUGACCAAUGGAAACUACAGCCACCCACCUGAGGAUAAAAACCUGAAGUACCGCGGAUUUUACCACGUGGAAUCGCACUCGAACGGAGGCGCGAAAAUAUUGCGGAUGUACCACGACGAGAUAAAACAUCUGAACCCCACGGAAAUGAAGGAACUCGCGUUGGAAUUCUUUUCGCUCGCCUUUUCCGAAGAUAAAGACGAGUGCGCCAGAUUCGUGAUAGCCGUGGUGCACGGUUCCGCCGGCUAUUUACCCGACAUCCUCGAGUACAUGGCCGAGACUUAUCCGAACUUGACGGUCAAAAACGGACUUCUCAGCAAAAGUUCCGACAUUGAGACCACCACUCUAUCGGCUUAUAACGAAAACGUCGUCAAGCAUUACGAUACGGGGACUGUGAGAUACGGUCCUUUGCAUCAAAUCAGUAUUGUGGGGACUGCGCACGAAGAAGUCGGCGGAUAUUUUCCCGACGUGCUGGAGCUCUUGGAGGAUAAUCAGUUUUUAGAAUUGACGAUGCCGUGGGGCGGUCUUUCGAUAUGCGACCAAAUGAAGCCCACGGAAUCCAAUGACGGCCCGAUAAUCUGGUGCCGACCGGGUGAACAACUGGUGCCAACUGCCGAUCUGAAAACCCCCAACAAACGAAAACGGACCGGCAUAAACGAGCUGAGAAAUCUGCAGUAUUUGCCGCGCAUGUCCGAAGCCAGGGAGCACUUGUUCGAAGACCGCACCAGGGCGCACGCCGACCACGUGGGCGCCGGUUUGGAUCGCAAAACCACGGCCGCGGUCGGCAUCCUGAAAGCCAUACACGGCGGGAAAAACGAGGGGCCCCUUAACAGAAUAACGAAGGAUGUGGUCGCGUUUUCCGCCAGGCAUUUCGAUGUUUUGGCGGAAAAGCUGCAGUUGGAUCUGCACGAGCCUCCAAUAUCGCAGUGUGUAACUUGGAUUGAGGACGCGAAGCUGAACCAGCUGAGACGGGAGGGCAUAGAGUAUGCGAGGAUAAAUUUAUACGACAACGAUAUUUAUUUUCUGCCGAGAAAUAUAAUACAUCAAUUUCGUACGGUUACGGCGGUGACCAGUAUAGCAUGGCAUGUGAGGCUGAAGCAGUAUUACAAGAAAGAAGAGUUGGAGCCGUCGCCUGAGCCAACACCCAAAGAAAUUUGUACAAAAUCCGAUGACCAGCAGCAUUACAAAAAGGACGUUAAAGUCGAGAAGGUCAAGCAUAAGUUGGACUUUGAGUUUAAGAGUCAAGAGAAGAAGAUACACAAUUCCGACAAGGAGAAGACAAAGUUGAAGGAGAAAGAGAAAACGCGCGACAGAGACAAGGACAGGAAGCGCGAUAAAGACAGAGACAGGCAUAAGGACAGGAGGGACAAGUCGAAGAGCGACAAAGACAGAAGGCAUCACCACUCGUCGUCGUCUUCGUCGUCGCACAGGCGCGACAAAGACAAGGACAAAUCUCACCGCAGAGAUCACGACCGGAAAAGCGACAAACACCGGUCCAGCGACAAGAAACAUUCGUCUUCUUCGUCGUCGUCGAAAUCGCACCACUCGUCGCAUCACAGAGACAAAGAGAAGAAGUCGUCGUCGCAAAAACCGUCAAACGGUAGCAGCGGUGAUUCCCCCUCGAAACUGCCGACUGCCAAAAGUUCCAGUACGAGUAUCGGCGAUUUGUCGUCGAGCCCGCUUAAAACCAACACCAGCGAUUCGACUAGGUGCUCGAGCGAUUCGGGCACGCUACUCAAACACCCCAGCACCAGUAGUGAUUCGCCCGUGAAAAAACACAAAGAUAAAAUCGUAAAGGUGGUGAAGCCUGCAGCUCCGCAGUCCACCGACAUCCUGGGCGACAUUUUGAAGAACAUGAACAAAUAACCUUCACAUAGAUGUAUUUGUUUAUACAUUUCUACAAGUCUUCAGUGCAUCAUUUUAAGCGGAAACGUCUUAGUUCAUCAUAAUUCACCAUCCCAAUAGAAUUGCAAUGGUUUACGUAACGAAAAGAAAAUACGGUGUAAACAAAUAUUAGAAAUAUUCCCCUAACACCAAAACAAAACACAAAGUGCUUAAAAUGUUGGAGAAUAUUU